Molecule: messenger RNA, 543 nt
Organism: Xiphophorus maculatus (southern platyfish)
Lineage: Eukaryota; Metazoa; Chordata; Actinopteri; Cyprinodontiformes; Poeciliidae
Product: programmed cell death 1 ligand 1-like
Exons: 4
Coding region: 1-543 (180 amino acids)
Biological process (GO): positive regulation of T cell proliferation; negative regulation of T cell proliferation; immune response
Cellular component (GO): external side of plasma membrane
Source: RefSeq, a predicted model, not a curated record
AUGUUUCACAUGGACUCUGUUUCCAUCGUCCACUGGAUUCACAUGACAGAUGGAGACCCUCAUGCACACUCCUACAACAGUAAUGAAAACCAAGUGAACAACCAGAACCCAAACUUCAGAGGCAGGACGUCACUUUUCAGAGAUCAGCUCUCUAGAGGAGAUGCAUCGCUGCUGCUGACAGGAGUGAAAGUUCAGGAUGAAGGAAAAUACAAAUGCUAUGCCAGCACCAAUAAUGGAAGAAAAGAAUUAAAUGUCUACCUAAAUGUAGAAGCUCCGGUCUCUGAAGUAAACAUCCUGCAGGUAGAAAACAGGAUCAUCUGCAGCUCAGACGGGAUCUACCCUAAACCAGAACUCACCUGGUCCACCAUCCCUCCAUUCACAACCAUUUUAAAAUACACAUCUACAGUCAACUGGACCGAGGAUCAGCUUUAUAACAUCAGCAGCUCUCUGAUGGUUUCAGACCGAGGAUCUGACUGGAUCUACAGCUGCACUGUCAGAACCCGCAGCAACAAAGUCACCAAGUUCCUGAUAUGGAACAAAUAG